AUGGAAGUAACGAUGGGUGAAGCCGCAGAUGCAAGAGGUACGAAGCGUCCAGGCGAGGAACAGGAUGCCCCUGAGCCUCCAAAACCCAAGCGUAUCAAGGUAGGGAAAACAUCAUUUGUUGUAUCUAGAAAGUCCUCCUCGAAUAUCAGCUCACCUUGGACAAUCAAGGCAUUAGAUCCCGACGUGGUGAACAAGAUCGCUGCGGGCGAGAUUAUUGUAGCACCGAUGCAUGCGUUGAAGGAAUUGAUCGAAAAUGCUGUUGACGCAGGCUCAACGUCCUUGGAGGUCCUGGUCAAGGAUGGCGGGCUGAAGUUGUUGCAAAUAACGGACAAUGGACAUGGAAUCGACCGUGAUGAUCUCCCGAUUCUAUGUGAGCGAUUCACGACCUCCAAGCUUAAGGAAUUUGAAGACCUGAGUUCUAUUGGAACGUACGGUUUCCGAGGCGAAGCGCUUGCGAGUAUCAGCCACAUCUCCCAUUUGACCGUGACGACCAAGACGGCAGGCUCCAGCUGUGCUUGGAGAGCACACUACGAUAGCGGAAGGUUGGUCCCAGCUAAACCUGGCCAGCCUGCUGCGCCCAAGGCUACCGCGGGACGAGGAGGAACCCAAAUCACAGUCGAAGAUCUUUUCUACAACGUUCCUACUCGACGACGAGCCUUCCGGUCCGCGAGCGAAGAAUAUGCGAAGAUCCUUGAUGUAGUGGGGAGAUAUGCGGUCCAUUGUGCAGGUGUCGCAUUCUCGUGCCGCAAACAUGGUGAUUCUGGGGUGAGCAUCUCCACACCUUCAAGCGCUUCGACGACAGACCGGAUUCGCCAGAUUCAUGGGAGCGCCGUCGCCAACGAAUUGGUCGAGUUCAAGGUCGCCGAUGACAAGCUGGGGUUCCAAGCCUCCGGUCUUGCUACAAACGCAAAUUAUCAUGUCAAAAAGACGACUAUUCUUCUAUUCAUCAAUCAUCGUGCCGUUGAGUCUACUGCUAUCAAAAGAGCGGUGGAACAGACAUACUCUACCUUCCUGCCCAAGGGUGGCCAUCCUUUCGUCUACCUCGACCUCGAGAUCCAACCUAACCGAGUUGAUGUCAACGUGCAUCCGACAAAGAGGGAGGUCAACUUCCUAAACGAAGAUGAAAUCAUUGAGAUGGUGUGCGACGAGAUAAGAUCCAAACUUGCUCAAGUUGACUCAAGUCGCACUUUUCUCACACAGAGCCUUCUUCCUGGAAUGCAGACUAUCGAGACUUUACAACCAACCUCCAAGGAUGGCACGGCGGAUGGCAAAGUGGGUGGUACUCCAAAAACCCCUGCAGCCUCAAAGCGCCCAUACGAGAACAACUUGGUUCGUACGGACUCGAAAGUUCGAAAAAUCACGUCCAUGCUCACGCCGGCUGCGCUUGCAUCGCCGGCUGACCCGAACUUGGUGGGUGAGCCGGGCAUCGCACCCCCGGCUUUACAAAAUGACGGCCUCCAAUAUGAGACCACCGAUCGACAACCACUGCGGAUCGCGCUCACUUCAGUCAAGAACCUCCGCGCCGCUGUCAGGGCUGCCAUGCACAACACAUUGACUGAAACAUUCGGCUCACUCACAUACGUCGGCUUAGUUGACGAGCAACGCCGUCUCGCAGCAAUUCAAUCCGGCGUGAAGCUGUACCUGGUCGACUAUGGCCUUGCCUGCAACGAGUUCUUCUACCAAGUUGGACUCACCGACUUUGGUAAUUUCGGGAUCAUCAAGCUAGAACCUCCCCCAAAACUGGGGGACUUGCUUCAAAUCGCUGUCGACUUUGAAAAGGAGGAACUAGCGGAUGAAAAUAGCCCAGAAUCAGAAACCAUACUCGCCAGUGCGGCAGAGCAAAUAUCACAGACUCUGAUUGAACGUCGCGAGAUGCUGGAUGAGUACUUCUCAAUGAAGAUCAACGAAAAGGGCGAGUUAAUGAGCCUCCCACUAUUACUCAAGGGCUACGUCCCAUCGCUCGCCAAGUUGCCGCGCUUUCUUCUCCGUCUGGGCCCAUACGUGGAUUGGACAAACGAAGAAGAUUGUUUCCGCACGUUUCUCCGCGAAUUGGCUGCCUUUUAUACACCCGAACAACUCCCCGUCUCUCCUGUGCCUUCGGCCAAAGACUCCACAGAUGCCGCGAUCGCUCCGGAAAGUCAGCAAGGGAAUGACCAGCACAAUACAGAAGGCCAAGAGGUUCUUGGUGAAGAUCCAAGCAUUCAGGCGCGUCGUGCCCAGCUGAUGAGAAUGUUGGAGUAUGCUGUCUUCCCAGCCAUUCGAUCCCGUCUGGUCGCUACGACGCGGAUGCUCAAGGGCGUCGUUGAAGUUGCCGAUCUGAAGGGGCUUUAUAGGGUGUUUGAGCGUUGCUGA
Molecule: messenger RNA, 2352 nt
Organism: Penicillium diatomitis
Lineage: Eukaryota; Fungi; Ascomycota; Eurotiomycetes; Eurotiales; Aspergillaceae
Product: mismatch repair ATPase MLH1
Exons: 3
Coding region: 1-2352 (783 amino acids)
Biological process (GO): mismatch repair
Cellular component (GO): MutLalpha complex
Molecular function (GO): ATP hydrolysis activity; ATP-dependent DNA damage sensor activity; mismatched DNA binding
Source: RefSeq, a predicted model, not a curated record